Messenger RNA from Striga asiatica, 1710 nucleotides. Lineage: Eukaryota; Viridiplantae; Streptophyta; Magnoliopsida; Lamiales; Orobanchaceae. The record is from the annotation of a GenBank genome assembly.
AUGGCUGAACAACAAGCAUACACCGUGGCAUCCGACAGCGAAACCAUCGGCGACGAAAAACCCUCGUCCCUCUUCCCCGAGAUCGCGAUCGGUAUCGACAUCGGCACCUCCCACUGCCGCGCCGCCAUCUGGCACGACUCCCGAGUCGUGCUCCUCCGCAACUCCCGCGGCCAAACGUCCCUACGCUCGUGUGUCGCCUUCAGGGACAUCGGCCCCCCGACUAUCGGCCACCCUUCAGGCGGCGGCGAGCCACAAGUCCUAUCAGGCUCCACCAUUUUCAACAUCAAGCGCCUCGUGGGCCGAUCUGACCUGGACCCUACCCUGGCCCGUGCAGCCGAGACCCUCCCAUUCUUAGUCCAGACGCUUAACAUCGGCGUUCGCCCAUUUAUAGCUGCCCUCGUUCAGAAUGCAUGGCGGUCGACUACCCCAGAAGAGGCCCUUGCAGUGCUCCUCGUCGAGAUUCGGGCCUUGGCCGAGGCCCAUUUGCGCCAGCCCGUGCGAAAGGCCGUUUUAACAGUCCCCGUCUCUUUCAGCCGGUUUCAAACAACGAGAGUCGAACGGGCCUGCGCCAUGGCAGGCCUUCACGUCUUGAGGCUGAUGCCCGAGCCAACUGCAGUCGCCCUUCUCUACGCACAGCAGCAGAACACGAACGAGAAUAUCGGAAAUGAGAAAAUUGCGGUCAUAGUAAACGUGGGAGCCGGUUUUUGCGACGUGGCAGUUUCUGCCACUGCUGGCGGGGUCUCGCAGAUAAAGGCGCUCUCGGGAGUUGCGUUGGGGGGAGAGGAUUUGUUAGCGAAUACAAUUCGCCACCUGGCGCCUGGCCCGGAGGGCAAGUUCGGGCUACGUGGGCCCGAGGAGAUAAAAAGGAUGGGUUUGCUCCGGGUUGCGGUCCAGGAAGCUAUCCACGGGCUCUCGACUCGGCUUGAAGUGGGCGUCGAUGUCGACUUAAAGAACGGGAGGAAAAUUUGCCGGGUCCUCAGCAGGCGGGAGUUUGAGGAAGUGAAUCGCGAAAUAUUCGACGAAUGUGAAAAUUUAAUCGUUACGUGCUUACGCGAUGCGAAAAUCGACGCGAAGGACUUGAACGAUGUGAUUCUUGUCGGUGGGUGUUCGGAAAUUCCUAAAAUACAGGAGAUUGUGAAGGGCGUUUGUGGGAGAGAGAUUUAUUUAGGGAUUGACCGGUUUGAGGGUGCGGUUUGUGGGGCCGCUUUGGAAGGGGCGGUGGCUUCGGGAGUGAACGACCCGUUUGGGAGCCUUGAUCUCUUGACUAUUCAGGCGACUCCACUUGGGAUUGGGAUUCGGGCCCACGGAAACACGUUUGUCCCGAUUAUACAUCCGAACACGACUGUUCCGGUUAAAAGGGACGUGAUUUUCACGACAGUUCAUGAUAACCAAACAGAAGCUCUUGUGGUUGUGUAUGAGGGUAAUGAGAAAGCAGUGGAGAAGAACAAUCUCUUGGGGUUCUUCAAAAUUACGGGAAUACCCUCGGCGCCUAAAGGUGUACCGGAGAUUGCUAUAUGUCUUGAUAUUGAUGCGUCGAGUGAGUUGAGGGUUUUUGUGGGUGUGGUGAUGCCGGGCGGUCAGGGGCCCGUGGGCCCGGUUAUGGAGGUUAGGAUGCCGACUGUGGAUGAUGGACAUGGUUGGUGUGCGAGUGCUCUUGACAAGGCUUAUGGGUCGAGUUUGGAUUUAGCGACAGUGGAGAAGAGCCGUUAG